Messenger RNA from Betta splendens (Siamese fighting fish), 2648 nucleotides. Its product is annotated as mas-related G-protein coupled receptor member B3-like. Gene Ontology annotation, cellular component: membrane. Lineage: Eukaryota; Metazoa; Chordata; Actinopteri; Anabantiformes; Osphronemidae. Gene Ontology annotation, biological process: phospholipase C-activating G protein-coupled receptor signaling pathway; positive regulation of Rho protein signal transduction. The transcript is spliced from 3 exons. The record is from RefSeq and is a predicted model, not a curated record. Gene Ontology annotation, molecular function: G protein-coupled receptor activity. The coding region runs from base 1606 to 2508 and encodes 300 amino acids.
UCGUGACGAUAUAACUUGAUUGAUUCACUUCACUCCAAAUUCAGAGACUUGUGUUAAGCCAAGAUGAAACAAAUGUGUUUAUGUACUUUCUCUGCACAUGGCUUAGAGUCCACACAAUACUAUUACGUUUUUCUUUAAAACACAAAACAUUUGAUUAAAAUUCACACAAGAUGCUCAUUUAAAUCCUACAGAUGCAUUGCUUCCUUUUUUUCAGUGUAGGUUGGUUAGUUAUAAGCGUUAUCUUCUAUCACUGCGGCUCAUCUCUCACACAGCCAACGUUACAGAUGAGUUUUGUCAUAAGCAUUGACUGAUCUAUAGGUCCAUGCCUAAGAUAUUUCAUUUUACAUUGUGCUCUAUUGUAAUUUUUACACAUUUUACUGUGUUCUAUUGUAAUUUUUACACAUUUUACUGUCUUCAAAUCAUUUUACAGUGAUGUGCAGACAUUUGAACUGAAUCUAGCUGCAGACAUUUUGGUCAUACAAAUAAUCAUCAUUAAGUGUUUAAAGCUGAUUCUGAUAUUUACUGAACCAAUGUUUAUCUGCCUGCAGCGAGUUUCCUGUGUCUCAGCAGAACAUCUGAUAAAGUUGUGACUGAUGAACAUCGUCUGCAGCCGAGGCUUCAGUGAUCUGCACCAGCUUCAUUCUGUAUUCAACUCACUCGGCUUCAGUGCUCAUCCUUAUUGUGCACCAAGGCUUUGCUGCUCACUAAUUUAUGAAGCAGAUGUAGAAAAAAUUUUGCAAAUGAAAAGUGAAUUGCACAGAUAUCACUUUAGCACUAUUAUAAAAACAACGUCCCUCCUUGGCCCAUAACACAUUAUCGUGUCUUUGCAGUGGUUAAAGUGUAGAAUAGUCACACAGGAAGAACAUUCACAUUCUGAAGCGCACACACAGUAACUCUUAAAAAACUGGUCCUUGUUUUACUGAGUCGGUCCACGUUCGAUUGACCACAUCUGUCUAGGAGGACGAGGCCUCCUCAGUCAGGGAGGACUGGACCUGGGUUCUACUGGACCUGUAGGUCACAGGUUUGAUGCCUGACGUCACAGAGCCGCUGCUGUCGGCUCUGAUGCUCCUCAUGCUCCAACCAGACUAACAUCGGCGACACAGCUGCAUUUUGCUGUGAGUCCAGAUGCAGUGAAGGCGACUGUGAGGCUGCUGGACACUGAGACCCCUGCACAGCACCGUUAGAGGGAUUCUAGGCUCCGACUCAGUACAGCAGCUUGAAGCCGUGUUCCUGACGUCAGUGACUGUGGGACGGAGCAGGCAGCAGUGUGUUCACGCCUGCCUCUCUUAGAUCUCACACAUCUAUCUGAUGCAGAUAGACACAGGCUGCUGUCACGCAGAGAUCAUAAGGCAGCAGCUGGACACAGCAUCACAGGUCGCCCUGCGUCGUUCCAAGGUAACGUUCCCGCUUCACAUCUGUGUGUUCCAGCUCCUGGUUCAUCAGGGGCCAUGACGUGAACCAUCAGCCAGACGUUCAGAGUCUGACUGGCUUUGAUCCUGGUGCAUUCCUGGUGUCGGCUCUGAACCGCUGGUCAAAUGAACAGUUCUACUAGAACUUUACUGACACUUUAUUCAACUCUGUUCUUUUCCAGUUUCUCAGUGAAGAAUGAAUCAGAGCGAAAUUGAGAGUGAUGACUACAACAUCGAUGGGUUUUAUAAUGAAACAGAACCUGCGAGCAUAUAUGAGCGUUACAUGCAUGUGAAAAUACAGACGGUUUCAAGAUGGUUGAACGUCACCAUCGGCCUCGUCCUGAUGCCCGUCGCCAUCUUUGCUGUUUCCUCCAUGGUGAAGAAAGACAAAGGUGCUCCGAUCUACGUCAUCAACCUCCUGGUUUCUGACGUCAUUCAGCUCUGUGCCAUGAUCAUUUUGCAGACAAAAGUUGAAAGAACUAUAACUUUUGGUGACUUCAUGUUCGACUUUGCUCUGGUGGCCAGUGUGGGCUUCAUGGUGUGCAUCGCUCUGGAAAGGUAUUUGCUCAUCGUCUGGCCGCUGUGGUACCGAAAUAGACGAACGGUCAAGAUGUCGCUGCUGCUCUGCGCUGUGGUCUGGGUUCUGGCGUUGUUCUUCUUAAUCUUGCACUUAGUCGCAUUCUCAAACGAUUGGUAUGGUUUGUUCCUUACCAUUUCUGGCGUCUUCCUCCUCCUCCCGUUUCCUCUGCUCGUGUUCUUCCUGGUUGGGACCUUUAGAGCUUUGUCUGCCUCCAUCAGUGUUCGUGCUGAGGAAAAGCGUAGAAUUGUUGGACUUCUGGUUCUGGUGCUGCUGAUUUACACACUGCUGUUCCUGCCUUUCAUCAUUUUUUCCCUGGUACAUCCUAAAAAUUUUGGGGUGUAUUUUGUUGCUUAUUUUUUUAAUGAACUCAAUCCUGUUGCUGACUUGUUUCUGUACAUCUUCCUCAGAAAAGGGGCUGUGAACCAGGUUCGGUUCUGUCUCUGUUGUUGCAGAAAAAACAGAAGUACUCGUCAGUCGUUCAGUGGUUUGAAUGAUGGUGAGACAGUCACAAGUUCGUAAUCAGACAAUGAAACAUUCUCAGGUUGUAGUUUUCAUCUUUUGUCAGUUGUGUAGAAUUUGAUAACAAAUAUCCCAUAAAAUUUUAAAUAUCCGUAUGUGUGUGUGGAGACAUUCUGUUUUUGUGUGAAGGACUAAUAAAA